AAACAAAGCUUUCAACCAACAAGGCAGCAACCGUGUCUUUAUUUAAUCGUGGAUGUAUGGUGAGAUCACCUUUAUUAUUUUCCACUUUUUCUAUUUUUCUCUUUUAGCAUCACAUCGUUCUGGGUCUUUCUUUCUCUGUUUCUUGCCACCAUACAUAUUCUUUACUUGAAACAACUCUUAACAAAAAACUCUUCAAGAAAAACAAACCAAUACUCUAAACUAAAUGCUAACAAAAUGCAACAACAAUGUCCUAGCAACUCCUUUCUCUACAACACCACACAAUGUUCAUGCAACCCAGGCUACUUAUUAAACAUCACAACUAAAACCUGUUACUUGUACAAUGAAUGGGGUCCAGUUGAAAUUGACUCAGGUGUUGAGAAUAAUAGAUCAUUGUUAUUUCCAGGAAGUGGUACCCUUUUUGAUUUUGAUUCAAUUAGAAGGUUGACUCAAUCACAAGCUGUGUUUCUUGAAGCUACACUUAUUAUGUUGCUUUCUUGGCUUUGUUUUUGCUUUAUUGCACGGUGUGCUCCACUUGGUGAUGGACGUAACAUUUGGUUUAAGAUCCGAUGGUGGAUUAGUCGACUUGAUGUCUGCUUUGCAUCUCGUCAUUGGCUUGAUGACCAGAAGGUAGUCAUGAAGCGGAAAACAGAGCUUGGUGGAACUUUUUCAAUAGCUAGUUGGAUACUUUUUAUUGGUCUGUUUGCUGCUUUGCUCUACCAAAUAAUAGCGAAGAGAAGUAUUGAGAUGCACACUGUGAGAGCAGCAAAUGCACCUGAUUUAGCUGCUUUUAUAAACGAUUUGGAGUUUAAUAUCACUACCAUCUCAAGUAUGAGCUGCUUACACUUACGUGGCCUCGGAACAGUGGUAACUGGGAACCCUGGCUUCGUUGACUAUCGAUUUGCUCCUCUGUCAACAUUUGCCAACUAUUCCUGUAUAAACACAACUAAAGGACCGACCAUUAUGCUUAAGUGCAGCAACUGUCCACUUAGUCGGGACAAUGCCUAUAUUUCAUGGCAAUUUGUUGAUCUCCCAGAUAGUCCUGCAGCAGCUGCUGGAUUUCAGUUCAACCUAACAGCAAAAGAUCCUAAAAAUAAGAAGCAUCUUAGCUUGGUCAGUGGAACACUGAGGAAUGGAAGCAAUUUUGACAAGAAACCAGUUACAUUUAGAGGGCUGACACCAAAUAUAUUGAAGUUCAAUUUUUUCCCGAGAAAGUACCAUAAUUUGCAUGACCUGAAGCUCAUCCAACCACUACUUCAUGAGUUUCUCCCAGGUUCAUCUUUUAAUGAGAUAAGUCAACUCCAAGCAUCACUCCAAAGACCUAAUGAUGGUCUAAUCAACACGACAUUGUAUGUCAACUUCCUAUCUUCCUAUAUUGUUGAGAUCAAGAAUCAAAAUGUUUUGGGACCUGUAAGCUUCCUUGCGGAUCUUGGUGGCCUUUAUUGCAUCAGUAUUGUCCUCUUCUUCUACAUUUUGGUUCAGUGUGAAUAUAGGAUCAAGAAAUUACGCAAUGAGGAUAGUGUAAUGCGAAAAGUUAGAAGUCGCCGAAAAGCUCAAGAUUGCUGGGAUAAAUUGAGGAAAUAUGUGAUGUACACAUACGCUCCUAACCAAUUGGAAGAGGUGUACGACAUGAGAAAUGAUGGUUGUUGCACAGGCGUCAAGAUGGAAUCAGUCCAUAGAAAGAGCUCUUCAGUUAGAGGAAGAGGGUCUAGCAAAUUAGAUACCAUCAGUUUUAGCAGAAAAGUUGGUUUACCUAGUGAGAAGAGAGCCACUCCAGAGAAGAUUGAUACUCAAAGUGCCACACGUUUUUCGCUUGAACCUGCAGCAGAUCUCCAAAAGCGUACACAUCUGAAGGAAAAAAGAUUUCAAGAAAAUGCUGCACGUCCAAACACAAAAAGUAGUAAGCCUGAAGACAUAAUUGCUCCAGAUGUAGAGAACGCUGUCCAGGCUCCAGCUUUUCCUGCAGCUGAUGACUUUGCUGUUCCACCUCCGCCUCCAUUUAAAUUGCAGGCUGCUGAUAAUAUCAGUAUGAUCAAUCUCCAGAAAGAUCUCGAAAACCUGUAUGAAUAUAAUAUAGUGCUCAGGGAGAAGUUGAUUGCUGCCCAGUCAAUGCUUCAUACAUUAGCCAACAAGGAGUCGACUUUAGCAGCUGAUAGUGGCGAUAUUAUUACUAGAGAAUGAUUAUGAUCAAUUAACGUGGUAGUGUGUGGGUGAACAUUGCAUUCAGAAUUCCAUUCUCCUGAAUAUCCUGAGAGAAUUCUGGGAUCUUGUGUGUUAUGGGUGAGCAUUUGCUCUCUGUGGCUGUUGAUAAUAUCCUGUUAGUAGAACAAGCACUGAAUGCAAUGCUCCAAGGUGAUGAAGUACUUUCCUAUGUGCCGUACAUUACAGAUUUAGAUGCAUUAUGACCCGAAAAUCUUUGGAGUGGUUGAAGAGUUGUAUAAUUUCAUUUCAAUUAGCAGGGAGUUCAUUCUUUUGGAGCAGGAUUGUGUUCCUUUGUGAGUUAAAUGUCUGAACCAUGUAAUUUUAUACUUACUGGUGUAAUGUACAUUAUGUAGGACAAUGAUUGAAGGAAAUUUGAUUACGAUGAUAUUAGGGUGCAUUGGAUACAGUCGUUAUUAAGCCAUGUAAUCUACCCGAUACAAUUAUGCGGAAAUGCAUUUUGUUCCCUUUUC
Molecule: messenger RNA, 2669 nt
Organism: Lycium ferocissimum
Lineage: Eukaryota; Viridiplantae; Streptophyta; Magnoliopsida; Solanales; Solanaceae
Exons: 9
Coding region: 235-2178 (647 amino acids)
Source: RefSeq, a predicted model, not a curated record